UAAUAAUUAUAAUAAUAAUAAUAAUAAUAAUAAUAAUAAUAAUAAUAAUAAUAAUAAUAAUAACAAUAACAAUAAUAACAAUAAUAACAAUAAUAACAAUAAUAACAAUAAUAAUAAUAAUAAUAAUAGUAAUAGGAAGCAAUAGUUAUAAAUGUGUAACUUAUGUGGCAAAGCUUCUGUAUAAAGUAAGAGCAUCUAAGGAAAAAAAAUUAACGAGCAGCGUGGCAGACAUGAGCUGCUAUUUGAGGAAAUAAACUUGACAACUCCUAUUAUUUCACUUUUCAUAUGUUUAUUUCCCAUUAAGGACAAUUUUUUAAACAUGUUGCAUGAAGACUAAUAGGAGCUUUUAGAUUUUAAUACCUAACGAGGAUCAUUUAUAGUUAAAUCUUAAAACUCUACUUUUGCCUUCUAAGAAGAUGUUAUCUUCGUCUGAUCUAAAUGUUUUUUAUUUGAAAUUUUUAAAAUCUGAUCUGAUCUGAUCUGAAUUUUUCAAAUCUGAUCUGAUCUCAAUCUGUCUGAUCUGAUCUGAAUGCUUCUGAUCUGAUCUGAUAUGAUGAAUCCUUCUUAUCUGAUCUUAACUUUCUAAACCGGUAUAUAAUAAUAAUAAUAGUAAUAAUAAUAGUAAUAAUAAUAGUAAUAAUAAUAAUAAUAAUAAUAGUUACAAUAAUAAUAAUAAUAAUUUCUGAUCUGAUGUGAAUGUUUCUGAUAUGAUCUGCUUUGAUCUAAAUCUUUCUUAUCUGAUCUGAUCUAAUCUGAAUCUUUCUGAUCUGAUCUGAAUUUUUCUGAUCUGAUCUGAAUAAAAUAAGAAUAAGCAAUAAGUAAUAAGAAUAAGACGAACAGAACAACUUCUAAGUCCUAUUUUAUUACAUGUUCGUUUACACCGAUUUGGAGCAGUUGUUAUAUCUUGAAAGCAAGGUCCCAUGGUGAGCAUUCUACUCCCACAACUAAAACAUGCAUGAACACUAACACACGUGAACAAUAUCUUUUUCAUACUGGCAGAGUGAUGUAACCCGCAUGUAUAGAAAUGUAACUCAUUUGAUGGCAAAUGUAAUCCGAGGCAAGUCGAAAUGUAACUUGUAUAAUACGGAGUAUAAGAAUUAAAACAUUGAUUUCAAUGUAAACAAUGAAAAGAGAGAGUAUAAGUGUUCAAAUAUUUUAAGUAAAUAGUGAAUGUGUUUUGAUUUUAAAAUCAUGACUAAAAAAUGAUUUAAAAACUAUUUUUUUUUAUAAAAAACGAUGUGAUUUUAUGAAUCCAGAGCUUGAAAGAUAAAUGAUUUAUCUAUCCAGGAAUAAUUAAAAUACCUUAACUAUACAUAAGUGUUAGAUCCCUACCCCAUAUAUGUGAAAGAUGAGAUACCCGUACCCCAUGUGAUAUUAACAACCCGAAAACAUCUACGUGUUGUAUUUUUUUCCACAUAAGCCAUGUAUUUCCCAUUGGAGAAAAACCGUAUAAGCAUGCUUCUAAUUUGGGAAAGUCUAAACAGAAGUUUCAGAACAUUCUUUCUGCCAGGAAGACAACCAUUUUACAUUGGGAAAAGGGCCAAAAAUGACACUAACGUUGUUUAGCAAUCUCAGAUAGGACACUGAAGUUUAAAGUGGACCAUUUAAACACAUAAGCCACCUGUUUGAGUUACAUUUGGCCACUCCCUAACCGAGCCGUCCAUCUAUCGUUAACUCCCUCUUCUCCCCCCUAAUUAAACGCUACCCAACAAAAUUGACAACCCUAAUUCAUCUGCCAUGAAGCUAAUUCAUCUGCCAUGAAGAUCCUUAGCUUGAAACUAAGUGCGCUUAGAAGAAGAGUGAUUACUUCCGUACGCACGUGAAUGACUGGGAGUGCUUAGCGUCUCAUUUUGGAAUCCACAGUUACGCUUAAAGGUAUUCAGUGUACUUAUUUCCUUUUCCUCUUAAAGGAUGAGUGAGUUGGUGAACCUGCGGUUUAAUCACAGUGGGAGAUGGAUUUUGCACCCGAAAAUGAAAUAUGUUGAUGGGGAUGACCAUACAAUAUAUAGGUUUGAUCCUGACUUUCUGUGCUUUCAUGACAUACAAAGAACUUGCAAAGAGGAAUUGGGUUUCAUAACACUAAAAAACAUUUAUGUCUUGGUACCCGGAAAAGAUUUGGACAAUGGGCUAUUUUUAGUUGAAGAUGAUGACACAAUUAGGAAGGUUUUGAAUCAGAUUAGGAAUUUUUCUUGGAUUGAUGAUAUAGAGUUGUAUGUUGAUCAUCAACUGGACGAGCCCCUUCUCAUUCCCCAAAUAGAGUGGUCUUCUGUUCAAAACAACCAGAGUGAGAAUGUGAGUAACCAAAGCCCUGAAACAGACAAUGGGGGGGGUACUUCCCCAAGAAACUAGAGGGGUGCCAAAUGGUUAUGUAAGUGAUGGGGAAGCUGAAGUGGAACCACUAGAUUCUGAUAGUAACAGUGAAGAAGAGGAAGCAGAAGAUAGUGAUGAAGAUGUGAGGGUUAACUACACUACCACAGAUGGAUCUACUUGCUUUAUUAUUGGGAUGACUUUUGAAGAUGUCCAUGAGGCUAGAACUGUCAUAAAAGGUCUAAAUGUCCAAACCAAGCCACUUCUGCAAAUGAAGAGCCCAUUGUAAAUCAAGGUGUGAAGAGAACUGCUGCUGAGGCUUUGACCCCGGCAGUUUCACCACCCCCACCACCAGGAAGGGAAAAAUCAACAACCAAUAUCACCAGGCCCUCAAAAUUGAAAUCAAGAAGAAUAGCUAGAAACAAAAGCCUUGACACUUUAACUGGUUUUGGUUGCUAUGUUGAUGUUAAUACUAGGGCAAAGACUUUAAAUGUGAGUAUUUCUUAAGGAAUAGAAAAGUAAAAUAUUUUCUUGGUUGUGAAUAUAAGAGCUGGAUGUUGUAAAAUCAGAUUGAUUAGGUUUGUUAUACCUCUUGGUUUUGCACCCUGGGAUGAGGAGUGAACAUGUUGUUUCUGAGGUGCAAGCUGACAUGCCACAUGAUCCUGAUGUUACAGUUAGAUAUGCUAUUCCUAAUGAGAAGGAAACAAGAGCUGCUGCCCGGAAUCAGAAAUCUGUCAAUGAGCCAAGAUACAGAUAUAUAGCAUUUAAGGGUGAUGGAGCACAUGUACAAUAGCCCACCAACCUACCUUUCAAAGCCCCUGGUUUGCAAUGGAAGGGUAGCCCUGCUGUCACAUCGGGCCAAUUAAGAAAGAAGGUGCAAAGGAGGAGGGAACCUAGCACUGGGACCGAUGAUAGUCAACAAAGAAAUUAAUUAGCAUGUAUAAGUACUUUUGGAUUCAAUGUGCUAGCUGUCACAUUUUUGUGUUUUGGUAGGUGGCAGCACUGGCUUUUUUGGCUUUACAUUUCACUCUUAGAACAAAGGUCCUCUAUCAGUUUUACAAGUGCAAAAUCAGAGGUUGAAUAAUUAUAUGAAUGCUGUAACAACUUUUUGUUUUAUGGAUGGUUGCUUUAUAUGAAGCUUUAUAUGAAUGGAUGGUUG
Molecule: messenger RNA, 3466 nt
Organism: Cuscuta europaea
Lineage: Eukaryota; Viridiplantae; Streptophyta; Magnoliopsida; Solanales; Convolvulaceae
Source: the annotation of a GenBank genome assembly